GCUUUAAAAAAAGAGCAGAUAUCCACAUUACAGCUCAAAAUAAAUGAUAAUGAUUUUACUUGUGGAAUUGAAGAAUGGAUGCCACCUUCACAUGAGCUGAAAGGUAUUGUUUUUAUUCGUCAAUCUCUUAGCUGUGAUUCUCCAAUUGAAAGUGGUUAUUAUUCAAAUCGCCUAAAAAAACCUCCUAUUUGUUAUUAUUGUGGUAAAAAUAAUUCAUUGGUGGAGGCAACUGACGAUUUACUUCAUGGAUAUCAAUCUGUAUAUCCACUUUGUUCUAAUUGUCAACUUUCAGGUCAUUCUUUUCAUACUUGGGGUAAGAAAAAAGAGCCUUAUUAUCAGAAUUCAAACUCUGAAUCUGAUUCAAAAGAAGUUGGUAUACCAUUAAAUUCUUAUCUAUCACUAGCAUCAUAUAUUGGAUAUUGGCCAUCAAAUGAGACAUUUGAUAGAAUUUCUUGGUAUGAUAUAGUAUGA
Rhizophagus irregularis DAOM 181602=DAOM 197198 is the source of this 471-nucleotide messenger RNA. The record is from RefSeq and is a predicted model, not a curated record. Lineage: Eukaryota; Fungi; Glomeromycota; Glomeromycetes; Glomerales; Glomeraceae.